Molecule: messenger RNA, 747 nt
Organism: Quercus robur (English oak)
Lineage: Eukaryota; Viridiplantae; Streptophyta; Magnoliopsida; Fagales; Fagaceae
Exons: 3
Coding region: 244-402 (52 amino acids)
Cellular component (GO): Golgi apparatus
Source: RefSeq, a predicted model, not a curated record
UAAAAGUGAGUGGUGAAGAAGCCUCACUGGACCAAUUUUACCGGAGAGAGAACCCAGGCCCAGGUCCCAGAUCCCCUCUCUCCUACCAAAACCAUCGUCUUUCCUUUCCUUUCUAGUUAGUCAAUCUUCGGUAGAAGAAAGAACUAUAACAAACAACUCCUCCAAAUCCCUCAAUCGCAUAUAAUUUUAACUUUCAAAUCAAUAUACAAAACACACGCGCGCGCGAGCAGCUACAAUCUUAAAAUGCCUUUCGGGACAGUAUUAGAGGUGGAACCGCCGAGCCCACUGAGAUACAUAAUCGGAGCUGCCAUCAUGAUGAUCGGAGUGGUAUUACCCGUUGGAUACAUGAUGUUCCGUACCAAACGUGUCCCUUCCUCUUCUUCUUACUCCAAACAGACGUAGGUAUAGGAACAAAGUUUUGAUAUAGAGAGAGAGAAUGAGAAUUGAGAGCUUUUGGAUUCGAUUUGCGGGUUGUUAGUGAAGAAGGUGAAAGAGAAAAAAAAAAAGGAUUUAACAGAUCUGCAAAGUGUAAAUGUAAAUGCAAUGAAACUCCAUUUCUGUUAUAUGGGUUGUUUAGAAAAUGAUAUGCAUACAUUUCAAUUCAAUAUUCCUUGUUGCCUGGAUUUCAAUGUGAGCUGAUUUGGAGUUUGACUUUGUACUUACAUUUCUUUACUGGGAUUAGAUUUUGUCCAUUUUUAUGUCUUGGCAUUUUUGAGUUACAAUAAUAUUGCCGUUCUCAUUAAACAA